Messenger RNA from Caenorhabditis sp. 36 PRJEB53466, 6148 nucleotides. The record is from the annotation of a GenBank genome assembly. NCBI's taxonomy places the organism in Eukaryota, Metazoa, Nematoda, Chromadorea, Rhabditida, Rhabditidae.
AUGCCAUCCGUGUCUAUCUUGAAACCUAUGAAGGUGCGAGGUGUCACGAAGCUUCCGAAACCUUUCAAAGCCAAGAAGAAGGAGCCGCUCGCCCUGCCGCCCCAUCUCAUUGAGCAGAUUCAGGCGUGGCACGAGAGCGAGAAGGCCAGCAGCAGUGAGUUUUUAAAAGAAAUGGAAACUUUGUGCGUCAGAAAGAACCUUACAAUUCGUGUAGUUUGUUAAUGAGAUACUGUAAAUACUGUAAUAGAAGGGCACCCCGCAAAAUGAGCUAGAGCAGUUUUUAGUCGAUUUUCGGACGUUUCCCACGUUUUGAGCACUCUGAAAAAUAGAAGGGCAUGUCCUUAUAAUACAGUAUUUACGGUAUGCGAAAACUAUGGACUUCCAAAGCGCUCUGAAUCUGAACUGACAUCUUCUCUUCGUUCAACUUCAAUCUUUACAGAAUCUCAACUGACACCCUGUUACUUUGAUCCGUCGACGGGAAAAGUCUAUGGAUCGCCGACUAUUUCGAAGACGGACCCCAAGAACAGAAGCAAAGCCAAAAGUCCGAAAUAUCAGGCCAAAAGACACUUUUUCCUCAAUCACUUCCGGAAAAACUCCAAACAUGUUCGGAAGGCGAAACGGAUGAGAGCUCUCAAAACGUUUUAUCGGAGACGAGCGGCGAGGGAAGAAAUCAGUUCAUCACAAAAGGGGAACAAGACUCGCGGAGAGGUGACUAUCGCGAGAGUUCGUUCGAUUCCGGACCUUUCGAAGACUCACAAGAGCAAGAAGAUUGAGAGUGAGUUUGCAGAAAAUCAGCCAGUGAUAAACCAUGUACACUUCCAGCUCAACCGAAAAUGACGAUUGUGAGACGGAAAGAGGAGACGAGACCUUCUUUCAAAGCUAAGCGCCAAGAGAGUGAGUCAUCAGUCAUUCGCCUUUUUCUUUUUACGGACAAACAUCUUUCAGACAUGGCUAUCCAGCAUCGGAAUCUGGAACUUCCAGCUAAAGAGUUGGCCGAAAAGCAGAUGAUCGAGAAGCUCCGUGGACCUCCCCGACUCUCCGAUAUUCUCAAGUUCAAAGUGGAUAGUCAUCCCAAACUGAUUGUGCCCCGGAAGGAAGUGAACGACGCGUACAAGUACCGCAAAUCAGGAGGAAGAGGACUCACGAGCUACAUUUACUGGCGUGUCAAGCAGCUCAAGCGAAUGAAGCUACCACCUGCCGAAGAGCGGGAAGAAGAGCAGAAGAUCAUGGCGAUGGUGGACAAGAAAAUGUUCCAGGGAUUCCACGAAGCCGUUAAGAAGCUUGCGAAUCCUCCUGUCCAGACCCGAACGAUCGUUGGAUUCGAAGAGAAGAGUAUGGCAUUGCAAAUAAAAGACGCGAACGAUUUGGCUAAGCAAGUGAGGGCGGAGGAAGGAGAAGAGGCCUACGAGCAAGUGAUGGAAGUGGUCAACGAAAUGAAGGACAAGGGCGCCGCUCCGAGCAACGUCGACAUUCAUGAACCACUCAUUUACACGAAAAGAGAGUGCAUGACAUUCAUGGCCACCAGGAAAGUGAACAUGGAAGAAAGAGACCCGACCGAGAAGAACAAGAGGUUCAUUGUGAUCAGAAGUCAGGCGUGCAGCAAACCAACUGGAUACGUUUCCGCGGUUCCGAUGAAAGAGUUUGAGAUCAAACAGGAGAUUAUGGAGGAAGAAGAUGGAGAAGAAAUGGAUUGGGAGGAGGAUAUGAGUUUGAAGAGAGAAAUGGAAUUCGACUCGGAUGCAGAAGUGGCCGCUAGGUUUGGUGACGAUGAGUAUGAUGAUGAUGAUGACGAUCCGAAGCUUAAUAAGGUUCCGAGUGACGACGAUGAACCAUGGAAUCCUGUAGGAAACAACAUCAAGUUCCCGGAGUACAUGAGGGAAUCUCCAGCGACGCUUUACGGCGAAAAUGAAGAGUGGACCGAGGAGUUGAGAAAGAUGCUGUGUCUCCAAAUCCCCCCGCAAAGCACCCAAAUGAGUACGAAUCGGACCGCGGAAGAUCAAAUGCAUCAGGACUGCCCCCGCCGCCAUUUGCUGGGCGCUUCUCACGCGAAUCGAUAUCUCUCGACCGUGAUUCUUCCCGCCGUCGUCAGAUCCAGCAGAACCAUCAGAGGAAGGAAGUAGAUCAUCUUCGCCCACUCUCGUUGGCUGCAAGAUUCUUCUGAGAAAAGACAGAGUCGUCCUUCCUUUCUCGAAAAAGUACAAGAGUGAGGCUAUGCAGUACAAGGCGAAGGUGGAAGCGCAAUUGGCCCAGUUCCCGUUGAACGACGUCCCCGACCAUCAUUCGACCUAUUCCGAUUACAAUGAAAAGAAAGGGCGGAGAUCCCUUUCAAAACUCCGGAUGAGUCCGACACCGGAGAUCGAAGAAAUGCAGAAGGCAAGAUUCGCGAGAGAAAUCGCAGCACUCGCCAAACUCCAGGACGACGAUUUCAAAGUUUUGGACGAAGACGCGUUGAUUUCGGAUCCGGUGGUGAUGGAGAAACGCAAGAGCCUGAUGGACAGUUUCUACAACGAAAUGAAGGAGACCGAAGUGGACAAGAUCGAGCCGUGCAGGAACCGAGUCGAGGCAUGGGUCGAGGAGCAGUGGAAGAUGCAGCAGGAGGCGCAUCAAGUUCGUUGCCCCGAUACUGGACUCUUCUAUGGUCUGCCGAGACCACCACGGAACAACAUGGUCGACACGGAAACGUUCAAGUACUACUACGAGCACAAUGUGAACACAGACGGACCGCCGGCGCAGUACGACUCUUGCGGCGAGUCCGAGAUCUCCGACAUCUCCGAAAGUCUUUGGACGGCCGAGGAGAAGAUUUCGCACGCCCGCCUCGUUUCUCACUUCAGUGACGGCAUGAUCAGCCUCGGAAUUCAAAAUUGCUUCUACUUCGACGACCCCAAGUACACACCGUUGGCGAUUCUGGCGGGACAAGAUAAGGGCGCGUCGACGAUGACGGAUGCGAAACUGAGAAUGAUCAGAGGGAAGGAGAAGAGGAAGAGAAGAGUUCGCGGACCGACCUAUGUGAUGAAGGGACCGAUUCCGAAGGAGUUGCGGAGAAAGAAGCACCGGCAGGUGUGGACAAUCGACUGGAUGAUGCGGAGAGUGCAGAUAUUCAAGGCCAAUAUGGGCAGGACACUCGGCAAGUACGGAAGUGUAACCGUGAAGGAGGAGAUCGCCAUCAUCUGGAACGGCUUCAAUUCGUCGUUGGACAACGAUAUUCCGGAGAUUAAUGAAGGCGAGGACGGCGUGUUCCGAGAUCUGACGGCCGAAGAGCUAAAGUGCAUGGAGAUUUUCAAAGAGUACGAAGAGCACAACAACAACGGACAACUCUCGGUGCCGUGGGAAUGCCAGAAACAGCGGCCGCGGAAGAGGGAGAGAUUGGGCAUCCUCGAAAACCUCUAUCCACCUGAUUUGGCGGCUGAGCUUAUAAAGAAAGGAGCUGCUUUCAAACGAGAAGAUGAUGAACGAAGACGGCGUGCGACUCUCGGAUACAUGUCUAUGUCGGAUUCUUCCGGCGACAGGCGCGCUCUGUUCGCACGGGAGAAUGUCGAACCAGAUAUCUCAGACGAAGUGGCAUUGGAGAAUGUGGAAGAAGAAGACGUUUUGAAAGGAAUGGGAGCGGCCGAGGAUGUCCCGAUGACUAUGGAUGACUUUAAGGACAUCGAAAAGGAUCUCGAUGACUUCCAAGCUGUCGGAAUGACUGCAGAUGAACAAUUUGGUGUUCAAGAAGAGGUCACUGAGCCAGAAGGUAUUCAUGAAGCCGAGAAAAUGCAAGAGAGUGAAGAGCCAGCUCAAGAAGAUUUCUGUGAAGUUGAGCCUGAAGUUGUCGAAGAAGUAGCUGAAUGCACCGAAGAUGCUCCAGAAAAAACACAGAGUCUCGAGCCAGUUGCCCCUCCACCAUCACUCCACGACGACGGACAAGUUGCUCCAGAAGCCGAAAAAGAUGCAACACCUCAAGAAGCCCAAGACGUCAAAGAAGCCGAAGACUCUCCGGAAGUUGCUCCACAAAUCGAAGCUUUACCAGCUCUCGAAAUCAGCACGGAAGCUCAGCCGUUGCAGUUGGAAGAAAAGUCAUCUCCAGAUGAACCAGUCCCGAAAUCUGGCAAACCUGCUGGAGACUCGUCUCCGAACUCCUCUGAACCGACGGUUUCCGAGCAGGAGCCAGCUCUGGAAGUCGUCGAGCCGACUGGUUCUAAACGUCGGAAGCAAGGAGCGCGGAAGAGGAAAGCAGAUGCGAAUCUUUGCUUAAUUGAGGAACAGCUCAACAGAGCCUGGGUCACUUUGGGUGAGUCAAUAGAAGAUCCAAGAUCAUUGUCCAGUUUCAAAUUUUCAGGUUACCAACGUUCCUCCGCAACUGAAUCAUGGACACCAGUUUCGAAGAAAAGCUCCGAGGAGAGAGUGGAACUGAAAUCUACCGUCAGCCAUCAGAAACUGGUUUCUGCUGUUCCACAGCCAACUGAAGAACUGAUGCAGCCGUCUAUACCUAUCGAGAGUACCGUUGGGCCCCAUCUCAAACCAGAAAAAGAAACUGUACCCAUCUUGGAGCCAGCACCAGCCGACGUAUUGAAUGUUCAAGAGAAGGGGCCUCUGGGGAUUGUGGAAUCCCCGGAAGCGGAUAUUAAGGAGCCUGAAACGGAACCCGUCCAACACCCGGAGCCCGAAGCCAUUGUCGAUCAACUGCAGGAACAACCAGUAGAGUUAGAAGAGCAGGAACCGAUAGUGGAAACUGCUGAAGUCCUGAAAGUUUUGGAACUAAUUGUGGAGCAUACUGUCCUUCAUGAGCCGGAAGAUCCCCAACCAGCUGGUGAGCCCAUCCUGGAACAGAGCCUCUCGCACGAAUCAGUCUCCUCAACUCAUACCGCCAUUUCCCAUCACCCCGCACCAAGCAUCGCAUCAAAUGCGCUUGAGGAAGAAUAAAGGCGGUCGACCGAAGCGGACCACGAAUACUCCGCAAGCGAGAACUCAGCCGAAGAGAGGAGUCAAGGUGGCGGAUGCGAAGGAGCCGGAGCGGCAAGAAGAGAGAGAGAAAGAGGAAGAUCUGCUCGCGCCGGAGCCUGAGCUAGAGCAACUUCCUGCCCGAGAGAUUAUUCCUGAAGACGAGCUGCUUGGAUUGACGGAACCGCCAAAGAUCAACUCGAACUCUCCCGAACUGUUCCUCGAUCCAUCUGCCUUUUUGACUGAGCCGUCUGAAGCUGCAAUCAGUCCGCAGGACAGUGAAUUGGAACUUUUGUAUGGAAAUAUUGCCAACGAGGAGGACUUGCUGCUGCCCCAAAACUGCGAAGUAGAAGCUGAGCAACAACUCACUGCAGAGCAACUUCUGGAUGAUGUGGAGAUGGAGCCGGUGGCCGAAGAACCUGUUGCACCUGUGAAUCCGCAAGAACCGGAGAAGAGGAAACGGGGACGGCCACGCAAGAAGAGCAUCAGUCACCUUUUACAUGCAGAGAAGAAGGCUCAGCCGGCAGCAGAUGGAGAACCAGAGGCGCCGAAAGCAGGAGAAAGCGGCGAGCGGAGCAGAACAUUGAUAUCAUUGCCAAAGUGCCAGCGACCAGAUCGAAGACGAUGUUCCUGUCGAAGAACAAUCCGGCGCCACGUGUCCGAGGUAUCAACUUGCCGGGUCCAGAGGAGAGACUGACCGGGGUGGCCCCGAAAGGACUGCCGCUCAACGACUCGCCCGACAGUUCGCCAGAAAAGAUUUUGCCAAUGCUGAAGAAGGCGAUCAAGGCUCAAGUAGCACAAGAAGUUGAGCCGAAGGACGGAGAAGUGGUCGAUGUGGAAAAGGAAAUAGUCGAGGAUUCAGAGUGAGUUCGAACGAAUGAAAUAGAGAUCAUAACCUUCCGAACAUUUCAGAAUCGAAGUCAAACAAGAAGAUCCGGACGAGGCGUGGGUGGCUCCCGCCCCGAUUCUCGAAUAUUCUCGCAAAUCAAAAAAACGCCGACGUGAGGAGAUGUUGGCCAAAACCAUUGAGAACAUUAAAACGGAGGACGGACCGCCCGUUGACGAUGAGAUCCAAGUUCUCAUGACGAACAUUGCGAUCAAGACUGAGGUAGAGGACGACGAGUGCGUGAUCAUCCAGGCCAACUUCAACGUUCCGAAGGCUGUCGACGUGGAACCGGAGACCCAGUUGCCGAAGAUUCUGGAGAGCACGUCGACGCACCGCUUCUGA